AUAACAUUCUGAACGUGUUGUGGUAAGGGUGUCUGGCUUGUUUGUCUUGAUUUCUCACUUUUUUUUUGGCGAUUUACAGCAAAGAAUUGAAACUACAAAUAACAGGCAUUAUGUUUCGAAUAACUGAACAGAACUUAUCGGUAUUUUGCGCUAGACUUGGGUUAUAUUUAAGCCACAAAAGUCCAGUAAGUAAAAUGUCGGUGAGAGGAAAGGUGCUUAGUGUUGAGAAUAUGAAUCCAUUUGUAAAGAAUAUGGAAUAUGCAGUCCGAGGUCCAAUAGUUAUCAGAGCUGGUGAGAUAGAACAAGAAUUAAGUAAGGGUGUAAAGAAGAAUUUUACAGAUGUAAUAAGAGCUAAUAUUGGUGACUGUCACGCUACAGGACAGAAACCUUUAACCUUCUUACGACAGGUAGCUGCUAUUUGUACAUAUCCUGAUGUUUUGCUCAAAGAUCCCAACUUUCCCUCUGAUGCUAAAGAUCGAGCUCAAAGAAUAUUAGAUGGUUGUGGUGGAAAGAGUAUUGGAGCAUAUAGCGAUAGUUCUGGUGUACGUGUUAUAAGAGAAGAUAUAGCUAGAUAUAUAACAGAACGGGAUGGACAAGCCAGUAAUCCAGAUGAUAUAUUUCUCUCAACUGGUGCUAGUGAUGGUAUUAAGAUUAUUAUGAAAUUAUUAAUGACUGGACAACCAGGUAAAGAACGAGCAGGUGUGAUGAUACCAAUUCCACAAUACCCUCUUUAUACUGCUACUAUUGCUGAAUAUAAUGCCUAUCCUAUUGGUUAUUAUUUAAAUGAAGAUAAAAACUGGGCUUUAGAUGUAAAUGAAUUAAAAAGAUCAAUAGAUGAAGCCAAACCAAAUUGUAAACCACGAGCUAUUGUUAUUAUAAACCCUGGUAACCCUACAGGUCAGGUUUUAACUAAAGAAAAUAUUCAAGAUGUAAUUAAAUUUGCUAAGGAACAGAAUCUGUUUAUUAUGGCAGAUGAGGUUUAUCAACAUAAUGUAUACGCCAAGGGCUCCCAAUUCUUUUCAUUUAAAAAGAUAUUAACAGAAAUGGGACCAGAGUACAAUACCAUGGAACUAGCAUCAUUUAUGUCAACAUCUAAAGGUUACAUGGGAGAGUGUGGAUUCCGUGGAGGUUAUUGUGAGGUUAUAAAUCUAGAUCCAGAUGUACGAGCGAUGUUGUUAAAAUCAAUCUCCGCAAAAUUAUGUUCUUCUAUUUCUGGUCAGGCUGUAAUGGGUGUGGUUGUUAAUCCACCCAAACCAGGUGAACCAUCUUAUGAUGUCUUUCAAAAGGAAAAAUCAACAGUUUUAGGUCAGUUAGCUGAGAAAGCAACCAUGGUAACGGAGACAUUUAAUUCUAUUGAGGGUAUUACAUGUAAUGAGGUACAAGGAGCUAUGUAUGCAUUCCCUCAAAUAAAACUACCUCAAAAAUUACUAGAAGCGGCUAAGGCUAAAGGGCAGGCCCCUGAUGCAUUCUAUUGUUUUAACUUGUUAGAAGAGACAGGUAUUUGCGUUGUACCUGGUAGUGGUUUCGGACAAGUAGAAGGAACAUAUCAUUUUAGGACAACCAUAUUGCCACCAGUAGAGAAAUUAAGAGAAAUGUUAGGCAGAUUCAAAGAUUUCCACCUCAAAUUCAUGGCAAAAUAUUCCUAAAAUAGAUAAAAUUGUAAAGGAAUAGAUAGGAUCAAUUAGUAGACAUUGGUAAGGUCAUAAGUGUCAUAGUCUUUGAGAUUUCUAGAUAGAUAAAUCGGAACCAUCAUUGCACAGAAUGUGUACAACAGUUAUAUGUACAUA
Molecule: messenger RNA, 1787 nt
Organism: Patella vulgata (common limpet)
Lineage: Eukaryota; Metazoa; Mollusca; Gastropoda; Patellidae
Product: alanine aminotransferase 2
Exons: 13
Coding region: 111-1646 (511 amino acids)
Biological process (GO): biosynthetic process
Molecular function (GO): pyridoxal phosphate binding; L-alanine:2-oxoglutarate transaminase activity
Source: RefSeq, a predicted model, not a curated record